This is a messenger RNA of Cladophialophora yegresii CBS 114405, 1668 nucleotides long. RefSeq lists its product as uncharacterized. Lineage: Eukaryota; Fungi; Ascomycota; Eurotiomycetes; Chaetothyriales; Herpotrichiellaceae. The transcript is spliced from 5 exons. Gene Ontology annotation, molecular function: iron ion binding; heme binding; monooxygenase activity. The coding region runs from base 1 to 1668 and encodes 555 amino acids. The record is from RefSeq and is a predicted model, not a curated record.
AUGGGUGUCAUGGUCCAUCUCCAAAGCACGGCCCCCUCGGCCAGCCAGAUCGCCAUCGGUCUGGUCUUGGUGGGCAUCAUUGCCGUGGCCGUCGACUACGCGCGAAUGCUCAUGCUACGGCAGAAAAUGCCACCCGGGCCCCUCCCCUGGCCCAUUGUCGGCAAUACGUUCCAACUUCCAGACGUCAAACCAUGGAUCAUGUUCGAGACGCUCGCGCGACAGUACAACACCCCCGUGAUCACGUACUGGAUCGGCCGCAGCCCGACGGUGUGGAUCUGCGAAGCCCAAGCCGCGAGCGAGAUGCUCGACAAGCGCGCGGCCAUCUACUCGUCGCGCCCGCGCAUGGUGGUCUUUGGCGAGUUAUCCUUUGGCCAGUCGAACAUUGUGUCCAUGUUUUAUGGUGACAGGUGGCGGCUACACCGCAAGCUCACGCACAUGGGUGUCGGACUCCAGCACGUGCGCAGCUACAGCGGGUUCCAGAACAACGAGAGCAAAGUCGUGGCGUUGGACCUGGUGCGCGACCCGGCCGACUAUGUCAUGCAUUUCGAACGGUACGCGGCGUCGGUGGUCAGCAUCAUUGGCUUCAAUCGCCGCAUCAAGGACAAGAACGACCCCAUCAUCACGGACGUGAUUGCCAUCAUGCAGCGCGCCGCCGAGCUGAACGUGCCGGGCAAGAAGUUCCCCAUGUUGAUGGAGACGUUUCCUGUGCUGUCGAAAUUCCCCAACUGGAUGGCCCCCUGGAAGCACGGGCUCGGCCGGGGCCGGGGCCGCGGCAAGAACUUCUACUACGCGCUCGCCGAGGAGGCCGCCAACAAGGAGAACCACGGCAACUGCUACGCCAAGAAGCUGAUGGAGGAGGCGCCCAAAUACGGCUUGUCGGACAUGGAGAUUGCGUCGCUGAACGGCAACCUGUUCGGCGCGGGGAGCGACACCUCGAGUUCCACGCUCAUCACGUUCGUGCUGGCGUGCUGCGCGUUCCCCGAAGUCCUGCCCAAGGCGUGGGAAGAGUUAGACCGAGUCGUCGGAUCGUACCGCAGCCCCGGCCUGGACGACGAUCUGCCUUACAUUCGCGCGUUCGUCAAGGAGGUCUUCCGAUGGCGGUCCGUGGCCAUCAUCGGGGGCCAGCCGCACGCGAAUAUCCAAGACGACUGGUACAAUGGCUGGUACAUCCCCAAGAACACGUGGGUGCAGGGCAACGUGUGGGCCAUCCACCGCAACCCGAAAGAUUUCCCCGACCCCGACCGCUUCGCUCCCGAACGCUUCAUCGAAGGCCACCCGCUGCACCGCCCCUUCCCCAACGAGAAAGGCUACAUGACCUUCGGCUGGGGCCGCCGCGUCUGCAGCGGCCAGGGCCUCGCCGAGCAGGGCACCUUCCUCACGGUCGCGCGCCUGCUGUGGGGGUUCAACAUCCAAAAGGCGCUGGACCGGACCGGCAAGGAGAUCCCCGUCGACAUCUUUGCGUAUACGGACGGAUUAAACAUGCGGCCCAAGGAGUUCGAGUGCCGGAUCACGCCCCGGUCGGCGGAGAUCAAGGAGACGAUCGAGCGCGAGGGGAAACAGGCGCUCGCCGAGUUGGCCCAGUAUGAUGGCGAGAGCAAGUACCGCGCGUCGACGUUCUACUUGCAGGACAACACCAAGUUUAGGAGCAGCACGGCUACCAGCAAGUGA